UUGUAUGGGUUAUAAAAACAAUAGCUGGCAAAAUAAAAAUUGGCGAUUAUAUAGAAAUAGCGGCACUGCAAUAUCAAAGAAAAGUUUAUAAGAAAGAAAAUCGCAUUAAAUACAAAAUUCCUAGGCGGGGUUGUGUAGAACAAACGGUGAACUCCAUAGCUAAGAAAUAUGAGUAACUCAGAAGAGGCCAAGUCAUCGGAUUUUAUAGGAUCCAUUGGGCAAUUGGCGCACCAGUAUGCGCCGGAUGUGAAGAGCCAUCGCACUUUUAUUCAUGAUGUUUUCACCCUAUGUGGACGGAUUGAAGAACAAUUGUUAAAAAACAAUUCCAUCUUUAAGAACUCGCUGAGCAAUUUGAAUUCCACAGCCGUCUUUGUGAAUGGCGAAAAUAUUGAGUUGCCUAUCAACUUUGAAGUCUUCCUGCCGAUGCACCUACCUUUGCCUGUGGAGAUGGAGUUCGAUGAGGAGAAGCGCACAGUCACGCUGCACAACACGAACAUCGCGCACCCGUUUAAUUACAAUAAGCUUAUUAAUUCCAAAUGCAUUAACAACUUGCUGAAGACCGAGCUGUUGCGUAUUGUCCAGCAAAUCGGAUCUGUGGAAAUGGGUGCAGGCACUAUUUAUGAACUAAGCUACGACUCCCUCUGCAUGAGCAGGUGUCCUUUUGUGCAUCAGAUAAAGGCCUUUAAAAAGAGCAACGUGGAGGAACACCCGUGUGGCAUACGUUUUGAUUUUGUGGUUGCUCUGGAAUUUGAGGGCAGCAAGAUGCCAUUGCCUUCAUAUUACUAUGUUCCUCCCACCUCAGACGGAUUGUCCUACAAAUGGUACGCCUAUUCACUGGUGGGUCUACAGGAGGGUUUUAGGGCAGCCGCUUGGGCCGUCUUGGUGCCAAAAUGGCACUCAGUCGACAUUGGUCAGCGCAUUCGUGCGGCAAGUGCCAUUCAACUGCUUUAUCGACUGCUCUGGUCGCGUGAGUGCUACCUAUUUGCCAAUGCGUUUUCUGUCAAAUUCGGCUUCACUAUGACCACUGAGGGCGCAGGCGAGGCUUAUCCACUCAUGUCAACGUCCGAGCUAUUGAUCACAACACUGGGUCAUCAAAUCUUUCGUAACUUCUCUCACAUCAAUCGAAUGCAAUCGAAUCAAAGAAAUCUGGUUCUAAACGAGCAGAGUACGGAAAAACUAUGCGAACAGCAACAGAGGGCCAAGGACAUGUAUGAUAUGCUGUCGAAGGGCUUCCAUCUGAAUUUCAUUGCUCGGGCGUGCAUGAAACUCUACUCUCAGAUGAUGUUGCGUAUGAAAGAAGACGGCAAGGCCGAAGCCUCAGGGUCGGGCGCGGACACGGAGACGGCUGUGCUGGACUCGAAUGUGGAAGCCACUGAAGCCGCCACCGAACCGGUCACAGUCCCAGCUCAAUGGUUAAAUUGAGCGCAUGAAGCCGUCCGAGCGUUGGUUUGGCCAAAAAGGAUUCUUUAAGCAGUCAGCGUUCCUGCCAUGUGUUUUUUUAAUUGUUCAAAGCCAAAUAUUCAAUUGUAGCUGAUUAUAUCACAAUAAUAAAAAGAUAUAUAUUUAUAUAUUUAUUCACAUUCUAA
Molecule: messenger RNA, 1586 nt
Organism: Scaptodrosophila lebanonensis
Lineage: Eukaryota; Metazoa; Arthropoda; Insecta; Diptera; Drosophilidae
Exons: 5
Coding region: 169-1422 (417 amino acids)
Source: RefSeq, a predicted model, not a curated record